GGCGGCCUUCGCCGAGCAGAGCGAUGAAGUUCCCGGGCUCCGUCCUGGUCUCGCUCUUCCUCUUCGUGGCCGAGACGGUGGCCGCCCUCUACCUGAGCAGCACCUACCGCUCGGCGGGGGACCGCAUCUGGCAGUCGCUGACGCUCCUCUUCGCCCUGCUGCCCUGCGUCCUCGUCCAGUUCAGCCUCGUCUUCAUCCACCGCGACCUCAGCAGGGACAGGCCGCUCGUGCUGCUCCUCCACAUCCUGCAGCUCGGACCCAUUGUCAGGUGUGUGGAAGUUUUUUAUAUUUAUUUCCAUGCAGGGAGAGUGGAAGAACCUUAUGUCAGCAUUACCAAGAAGAGGCAGAUGCCCAGAGAUGGCCAUUCGGAGGAAGUUGAGAAAGAAGUGGGCCAGGCAGAGGGCAAGCUCUUCACUCACAGGUCUGCAUUUAGCAGGGCAUCAGUGAUUCAAGCUUUCCUAGGCUCUGCACCUCAACUGACGCUUCAGCUGUAUAUAUGUGUCCUACAGCAGGAGAUCACUGCAUCUAGAAGUAUCUUCAUGGUGCUUUCUCUCCUAUCGAUAGUGUACGGAGCAUUGCGCUGCAACAUCCUGGCCAUUAAGAUUAAGUAUGAUGAUUAUAACAUCAGUGUGAAACCUGCUGCCUACCUCUGCAUCUUCCUCUGGCGAAGCUUUGAGAUUGCUACCAGAGUUAUUGUGCUUGUCCUCUUCAGUUCAGUCCUUCAAAUCUGGAUCCUUCCCGUGGUGCUUGUCAAUUUCUUUGCCUUUUUCUUCUACCCAUGGAUUCUCUUCUGGCAAAGUAAGUCUGCUUUGCCAGAAAACAUAGAGAAGGCUUUGAGUAAAGUGGGCACCACCAUUGUCCUAAGCCUUCUCACUUUCUUGUAUGCUGGCAUCAACAUGUUCUGCUGGUCUGCUGUGCAGCUGAAGCUAAAUGAUUCUGACCUAAUUGACAAAUCCCAGAACUGGUACAGGCUGGCUUCAUAUUACAUCAUAAGGUUCUUUGAGAAUGCUUUUCUCUUGCUGAUGUGGUAUAUGUAUAAGACUGAUGUUUACAUGUAUGUGUGUGCCCCAUUGCUGGUCUUGCAGCUGUUGAUUGGCUAUUGCAUAGCUGUCCUUUUCAUGCUUGUGUUCUACCAGUUUUGCCACCCAUGCAAGAAACUUUUCUCAUCUAAUAUUUCAGAAGGAUUGCUCGUGUGUUUCAAAUUCUUUUGUUUUGUCUGCAAGCCUGUGACAUCCAGCAGCACGGUAGAAAAGGCAGACUUGAAAUCCCCAGACGAUACUGAUAAUGAUGCACAGGCCAGUUACAAAGCCAGUGAAUCCCAGAAUGGAAAUGCACAUCACAGUGUUUCUUCCAAUGCCUAGAAUAGGUGUCUGAUAUUGAGAAGGUCCCACAUAUUAAAGCUG
Molecule: messenger RNA, 1403 nt
Organism: Gekko japonicus
Lineage: Eukaryota; Metazoa; Chordata; Lepidosauria; Squamata; Gekkonidae
Gene: XK
Product: X-linked Kx blood group
Exons: 3
Coding region: 24-1361 (445 amino acids)
Cellular component (GO): membrane
Source: RefSeq, a predicted model, not a curated record